AUGGAUGGAUGGAUGGAUGGAUGGAUGGAUGGAUGGAUGGAUGGAUGGAUGGAUGGAUGGAUGGAUUUCUGACCAACUCUUAGCUUGUAUUUGUGGUUGAAGUGAUAACUGCAGUUUUAGCUGAGCUGAACCGGUCGUUUCCCCUUUAAUUCCUCUGAUGUUUGUUUCCAGUGACGUUAUCUGUUCACAAAUCCUGUUCUGAAUGUUUGAAGGUGGUUUCAGAUGAUAAAAUUCCAAAUUCAUUAGAAAUGUCACGUCAUUCUCAAAACAGGUCUUCCAUGCAUUUUUUUUUCAACAAAACAGUUACUUUCUCAUCAUUUUUUUAGUUUUGAAAGUUUCCCUGGUGCUCAUAGUGUGUGACUGAUCUGAUGUCAGUUUAUCUUUUCAGAUGUGUUUUGCUUAUUCUUUAUUAAUUCAAUAGAAUUGAAAGAGGCUAUGUUAGGCUUUUAUAUAGAUAAAAGCCUAACAUACCACCUUUAAUGAAAAUGUGUUCAGUCGAGUCAGGAUUAUUCAAACAUUUAUUUUUAUUCCUAUUUCAUCUGAACUUGCUUGGAAACCGGUUUUUGUAUCAAAAACAACCUAAAAGUGCAGGCAGGCCAUUUCAGUCAUGUUUUCACUGGUUUCAUUCUCAUGCUCGGUACUUCCUCUCUCAAACCAGAAUGUCAGACUAAAAGAGGAACAAUCCAGAUUCCAAACUUCACUUUUGGUUUCAGCUCCAGUGCAAAGAAUCUAAAACAUUAAAAAACAAAAAAAUAAUCCUAAAUAAAUUAAUCACAUGCAUUUGUUACAAUAGAAACUGUGUGGCAUUUAUAAAUGUAAAAAAAUCCAAUCAUUUUAUGCUGCAUGUAGCAGAUUUUGAUGAAUACUGCUUUUCUGCUCCUUUAGGGCCACCAUCAGUUGAUUAAAGUGUAAUAAGAUCAUGUUUGAGCUGAAAACAGGGAAGACUAAAGCACCCACAGGGCAUUGUUUAUAAUAUAUUAACAGCUCUCUAUUAAACAAUCAGAAGGCAACUUUUUUCACAAAUAUUUUUAAACCAUGCUGCAGUUUGCUGUCAUCCAAACAUAUGGCAUCUGUGACAUGCAGGAAACACACGUAAAUGUCAAUACUGGCCAUCAGGAACUAGCUGAUCAUAACUGGGUGACAUGAAUGGAGACUGCAUGAAGUCCAGCUUAGCUGAUUUCUCACUUUCAGUUCCCAUUUGUCUGCUGAGGUUGACAAUGCGUGUUUUUCAGUGAAGCAACAGGAGAGAAAAAACUUUACUUAUAGCUUUAAAAGUUGAGACUCUCAUGCUGCCGUGUUCACAUGAUGGAUGGUUUUGUCAUGGCGUCUGCAUCAGAGGAAAUUAUUUCACAUGAGCCUGAGAGUUAUCGGCCGCCUGUGGAUCUGUACCCCUACCUGAGUGGUGUGGGGGAGAUUUAUGAAGACCACAGAUGGGCCUUCCACUCUGAUCGGGUCCAGCCACCAGACUUUGAGAAUUCCCCCGUGAAUCACCUGACGGAGCUGCAGGCUGUGUCCCCUCAGCAGCUCAUCCAGCCUUUCCGCUACGACUCCCUGCACCUCCACCUGGACCCCCCACUCGCUCCGCUCUCCCUGACAUCACAGAUCCCAUAUUACACCCCAUCCCUGUGCUACCAGUACCCGGCCUCGGCCUCACCUGGGCGUUACUACUCAGAGGAAGACCACAGGGCCGUCAGCCCCCCGCUACAGGUCUCAGAGGGGGAGGACGAGUUGGACGACUACAGCUAUUCCUUCAGGAAAGACACAAGCAACAAGAAGAAAAUCCGCCUGUACCAGUUCCUCCUGGAGCUGCUCAGAAAGGGCGACAUGAGCGAGAGCAUCUGGUGGGUGGACCAGGACAAGGGCAUCUUCCAGUUCUCCACCAAAUACAAAGAAGCUCUGGCGACCCACUGGGGUAACAAGAAAGGUAACCGCAAAAAAAUGACCUACCAGAAAAUGGCCCGGGCUCUGAGGAACUAUGGAAAAACGGGGGAGAUCAAAAAAGUGAAGAAGAAGCUCACCUACCAGUUCAGUGAGGAGGUGCUGAACAACCUCAACUACCGUCAUUAUCAUUACUGAUGAGGAAAAGAAAAGCCCUGGUUACUCAACCUGCUUGUAGAUUUACAAGUUUGUCUCAAUUUUUCUCAGAAUUUCCUGGUUUAUUUAUUUUUGAUGUGGCUGCGCCCUUUUUUUUAAACAUCCACUCAAAUAUGGGUGUUAUUGUGCAAGAAUUAACCAAAGACACACUCGUACUUUUCUAAAUAUGUAAAUAAUAUAUGAAGUUUGGUGUUUUCUUCAAAUUACUGAAAUAAAUGAAAUCGUCAAACUCAAAGCAUGUUUGUGAGCAUGGC
Messenger RNA from Austrofundulus limnaeus, 2348 nucleotides. It is a transcript of the gene spi1a, whose product is annotated as Spi-1 proto-oncogene a. Bases 1303 to 2076 code for a protein of 257 amino acids. The transcript has 5 exons. The record is from RefSeq and is a predicted model, not a curated record. Gene Ontology annotation, biological process: cell differentiation; regulation of transcription by RNA polymerase II. Gene Ontology annotation, molecular function: sequence-specific DNA binding; DNA-binding transcription factor activity, RNA polymerase II-specific. Gene Ontology annotation, cellular component: nucleus. Lineage: Eukaryota; Metazoa; Chordata; Actinopteri; Cyprinodontiformes; Rivulidae.